UACUGGGAAUGCUGCGUAGUGCUGGAAUCAAGGUGAGACUCAUGCUGGAGAUGCUGCGCAAUGCUGGAAUUAAGGUGAGGCCCAUACUGGAAAUGCUGCAUUAUGCUGGAAUCAAGGUGAGACUCAUGCUAGAGAUGCUGCGCAAUGCUGGAAUUAAGGUGAGGCCCUUACUGGAAAUGCUGCAUUAUGCUGGAAUUAAGGUGAGACUCAUGCUAGAGAUGCUGCGCAAUGCUGGAAUUAAGGUGAGGCCCUUACUGGAAAUGCUGCAUUAUGCUGGAAUCAAGGUGAGACUCAUGCUAGAGAUGCUGCGCAAUGCUGGAAUUAAGGUGAGGCCCUUAAUGAAAAUGCUGCCCAAUUCUGGAAUCAAGGUAAGAUCCAUGUUUGAGAUGCUGGGCAAUGCUGGAAUCAAGGUGAGACCAAUGCUGGAGAUGCUGUGCAAUGCUGGAAUCAAGGUGACUAGAACUUGCCAGCUCAGUUGGUCAAAUGCUGGACUGCAAAUCCGACUGCAAUUUCUCGCCAUAUGACUUGUGUGGGGAUUAUAUAUGAUAUUCUUUUUAACUGUCAUUCUACCCCUACCUGAUUCAAGUAGGAUAUUGGUCAGUUACUGGCAUGGUAUGGGCAUUGGAAAAGUUUCAGUAGAGUAACUGACUGCAGUGAUAUCACUGAAAUUCAAAGGAAAUCAGUGAAGAAUCCAACUAAAUAUAUAUCUUCUUUAAAUCAAAGUAAGUAGGAUGGUUUAAAUGUAUAGCUAGCUUGUUUAAACAUUAAUUUCUGAUGGUAAGCUAUUUUGUGUGUCUUUCCUGUGUCAACAAUUUUCUUCAAGUGACAUCACCUGAAUGGCCUGGUGGCUUUUCAAGAAUUUCACAUGAAAGAUCCUAGGUUAACUCCUUCAAAGCAUUUAAAUCUUAUCAGUCAGUUGAAUAUGAGGAUCAUUUGAGCUACACAAAUAGAUUUUUAGAAGUAACACUUAAAAAAUAUAUUCUCUGAAACUGCAAGGACAAGAAACAUAGCAUGUAUCCCCACUCUGCAAGGCCAAGAGGUUUGAUUUAUGGUAUAUAACAUCAAAUUGUGGUCAUCUGUAGAAAAAAUCAAAUCAUGCACCUCGGGUCAAAACUGGCCACUCUGCAGGGGUAACAUAAUUAAUACAGACUUACAUAGAGGAAUGAAAUUUGAAAUCGCUGAAACCAUGUUGACCUUAUGUAACACAAUUUAUGUUGCAUGAUUCACUUACAGUGGUUGUUAGCCUGUUGCAGAGGUAACAUUAUUAAAACAGACUUGCAUAGCAAAAUAGUAUUUAAAAUCGCUGUUACCAUGUUGACCUUGCAUGCAAUGCAGCCCCAUUCCCAAAUGAAAAAAGUAUGUAUUUUUCCAAACGGA
Molecule: messenger RNA, 1377 nt
Organism: Dreissena polymorpha
Lineage: Eukaryota; Metazoa; Mollusca; Bivalvia; Myida; Dreissenidae
Exons: 2
Coding region: 9-524 (171 amino acids)
Source: RefSeq, a predicted model, not a curated record